AUGUCCUCCCCAGACGCUCCUUUGCUGACGCCCGUCGCUGCGCCUGCAUUCGCCGCUGCUAAGUUUUCAAAGAAGACCGUCUCAGAAAAGCUCUCGCAGGUCCCUGUUUUUGCCGUGACCAACGCGUCCGGGCAGCCUUAUCUCGCCAACAUGGACGGAUCUGGCAGCCAGAUCGGGCUCAUAUUCUUCUCACACCACGACGCGCUCAACAUGCUCAAAGACAUGAAGAAGAACCCAGGCGCUUCGGAUGCGCGCGUCUACAUCAUGGGGCUCGAUAAGGCUUACGAGAUGGUCAAGGCGAAGCCACAGCCGUCAGGCAUUCGCGGCGCCGCCGGAGAGGAGCUCACCAUGGUCUUUCGAUUUUUCCCGGACUCGAAACAGGUUAAGGCGGCCGAAGGCUUGCAACGGAAGCUCAGGAGGCGGCGGGGGGUCGAGGGCAUUCCCGUGUUUGUCGCUAAGGGGCUGACGUUGCGGAAGGGGUCGGAGAAUGUGGUGCCGCUGUUUUUGACGAAGGAGGACCUGGAUUCGGCUUGGUCUAAGCUGCGGGACUCGAACAAGGACCUACCAAACAAUGCAUCGGUUGUCGUCGGCAAUUUGUUGUACAUCAUUCAGCAGAUGGAGAGUGAUGGAGAGCCAGAGCUACGAAAUCUUGGAUUUUUUGCACCAAAGGCAUCAGUUGAGUAUGUCACCAAGGAACAAGCGGGCCCAACAGGACAGGCGCGGAUGCACCAGAACCCCGUCACCCCGCAAAAGUGAAGAGGGCGAUAAGAUGAGCGAUAAGGAGACUUAGACUUCGGGAGUCGGUCAUGCAGGAAUUCUACUAAAAUGGGUGGUUGCGCUUGCAGGCCUUGCGUUACAGGCAGUAGUAAGGACGCGAGGUGGGAAAUGGAGAGUGACUAGCGCUGGAGGAUUGGCGUAGAGUUGGAUCGGAUUGCUGCGUUGCUGAGGCAUCAACUCACUAAACUUGCACUAUUCCAGUAAGUCGUAACGCGGCGCAGGCAUUUGGUUUACUAAAGUUGAGGUGCACCCCAGGCACCGGGAAAA
Molecule: messenger RNA, 1044 nt
Organism: Chondrus crispus (carragheen)
Lineage: Eukaryota; Rhodophyta; Florideophyceae; Gigartinales; Gigartinaceae
Exons: 2
Coding region: 1-756 (251 amino acids)
Biological process (GO): protein transport
Source: RefSeq, a predicted model, not a curated record